AUGUCUGGACGCGGUAAAGGUGGCAAAGGACUCGGCAAAGGUGGUGCUAAACGCCAUCGUAAAGUACUUCGUGACAACAUCCAAGGAAUUACGAAGCCAGCAAUUCGACGUCUAGCCAGGCGUGGUGGAGUGAAGCGUAUUUCUGGUCUGAUCUACGAAGAGACACGUGGUGUACUGAAAGUAUUCUUGGAAAAUGUUAUUCGUGAUGCUGUCACCUAUUGUGAACAUGCAAAACGAAAGACUGUCACUGCCAUGGAUGUUGUUUAUGCUCUGAAACGUCAGGGACGUACUCUUUACGGUUUCGGAGGCUAA
This is a messenger RNA of Haemonchus placei, 312 nucleotides long. Lineage: Eukaryota; Metazoa; Nematoda; Chromadorea; Rhabditida; Trichostrongylidae. The record is from the annotation of a GenBank genome assembly.